AUGAAUAAAGGCAAAGUUCUUGUUGUUUCUAACCGUCUCCCCGUGACGAUAAAGCGGAAAGACGAUGGCUCUUAUGAGUACUCCAUGUCUUCGGGCGGCUUGGUUACUGCCCUUCAGGGAUUGAAGAAGUCCACAGAGUUCCAAUGGUAUGGCUGGCCUGGCUUGGAACUUCCAGAGGAUGAACAGGACCAGGUUAACCGAGACUUGAUGGACCAGUUUAAAUGCUGUGCCAUUUUCUUAAGCGACUCUAUCGCUGAUUUGCACUAUAAUGGGUUUUCCAAUAGUAUAUUGUGGCCUCUCUUUCAUUAUCAUCCAGGUGAAAUGAACUUUGAUGAGACAGCCUGGGCUGCUUAUAUCGAGGCUAACCGUCAGUUUGCAUCGAAGAUUGUGGAGCAGGUUGAAGAUGAUGACAUGAUCUGGGUCCAUGAUUACCACUUGAUGUUGUUACCACAGAUGUUAAGAGAGGAAUUGGCAGCGUCUAGUAAAAGUCCAAAGAACGUUCGUAUUGGAUUCUUCCUCCAUACCCCAUUUCCAUCUUCUGAAAUUUACAGAAUCUUGCCCGUCAGAAGAGAAAUUGUUACUGGUGUGUUGAGCUGCGACUUGAUCGGCUUCCACACCUACGACUAUGCCCGUCAUUUCUUGUCCUCUGUGUCAAGAAUUGUUCCCGAUGUAAAUACAUUGCCAAAUGGAGUGGAGGUCGAAGGGCGCUCCAUCCAAAUUGGUGCAUUCCCAAUUGGCAUUGACGUUGAAAAGUUCACCGAGGGCGUCAAGAAGCCCGCAGUGGUGUCAAGAAUUGAACAGAUGAAACUGAAAUUUGAAGGUAUGAAGGUCAUUGUCGGUGUGGACAGACUUGAUUAUAUCAAAGGUGUACCACAGAAACUUCAUGCGUUUGAGGUCUUCCUCACAGAGAACCCUGAAUGGAUCGGUAAGGUGGUUUUGGUACAGGUUGCCGUUCCAUCAAGAGGUGACGUGGAAGAAUACCAGAGCUUGCGAGCAAAUGUGAACGAGCUCGUUGGAAGAAUCAAUGGACGUUUUGGCACAGUUGAAUUCGUUCCAAUUCACUACUUGCAUAAAUCUGUGCCAUUUGACGAGCUUAUAAGUCUCUACAGAAUAUCGGACGUUUGUUUGGUCAGCUCUACUCGUGAUGGUAUGAACUUAGUCAGUUACGAGUAUAUUGCUUGCCAACAGGAGAAUAAUGGUGUUCUCAUUUUAUCUGAAUUUGCAGGUGCCGCUCAGUCACUUAAUGGCGCCAUCAUAGUUAACCCAUGGAGCUCAGAAGACAUGUGCGAAGCCAUUAAGGAAAGUUUGACUCUUCCAGAGGAGAAGAGAGCCAUCAACUUCAAGAAGGUUUUCGACUACAUUUCUAAAUACACUUCGGGCUACUGGGGUGAAAGUUUCGUGAAGCAAUUAUCUAAAUGCAAUGCGGAGAAAAAGCUUAGCCAGUGGAGCUAA
This is a messenger RNA of Candidozyma haemuli, 1452 nucleotides long. It is a transcript of the gene TPS1, whose product is annotated as alpha,alpha-trehalose-phosphate synthase (UDP-forming) TPS1. The record is from RefSeq and is a predicted model, not a curated record. NCBI's taxonomy places the organism in Eukaryota, Fungi, Ascomycota, Pichiomycetes, Serinales, Metschnikowiaceae. Bases 1 to 1452 code for a protein of 483 amino acids. The transcript has a single exon. Gene Ontology annotation, molecular function: alpha,alpha-trehalose-phosphate synthase (UDP-forming) activity. Gene Ontology annotation, cellular component: cytosol; alpha,alpha-trehalose-phosphate synthase complex (UDP-forming). Gene Ontology annotation, biological process: cellular response to heat; trehalose biosynthetic process.